UCGCCGACACACGUAUUCAUACUCUCUCUCUCUCUAUUCCAUAAGCUUCGAAUCUCACUCUCUGUCCUUUUCUUAAUGUCGAUGUCUCUGACCACUUGUCUUGAUCUCAGCCUCAACCUCUUCUUCAUCUUCUUCUUUGGCAGCAGGACCAUGCUGCUCGGUUGUUCUUGCCUGCGCUCGGCCACUCCUAAAUCCAACCUUUGAUCGAACCGCCCGUGGACACGCUACUCGAACAACGAUGGCUAAUCAACACGCUGCUCUUCCUGUAUCUCUGACUCGCCAACUCCCUGAGUUUGUGUUAAUUACGCUGAUCUUUGCUGCUCUGCCUCUUGUUCGAGGCGCUACUGACCCUUCUGAGGUUCAACCUCUUCAGGUUCUGUAUGCCGCGUUAAACAGUCCUUCUCAGCUAACUAAUUGGAAAAGUAGCGGCGGUGAUCCGUGCAGCGAGUCAUGGAAAGGGAUAACUUGUGAGGGCUCAGCUGUUGUUUCUAUCGAGAUAUCUGAAUUGGGACUCAAUGGAACAAUGGGAUACUUGCUUUCGGAUCUUAAGUCAUUGAGAAAACUUGAUCUGAGUGACAACAGCAUUCAUGAUACGAUCCCAUAUCAGUUACCGCCAAAUCUUACAAGCAUAAAUCUUGCAGGCAACAACUUAAGUGGGAAUCUUCCUUAUUCCUUUUCUAGUAUGGUUUCUCUAAGUUAUUUGAACGUUAGCCGUAAUUCGCUUUCCCAGUCAAUUGGAGACAAUUUUGCUAAUCUUGCUGGCCUUGCAACCUUGGAUCUCUCUUUCAACAACUUUUCUGGAGAUCUUCCUAGUUCCUUGAGUUCACUGGCCAAUCUCUCUUCUCUAUAUCUGCAGAACAAUCAAUUGAGUGGUUCUCUUAAUGUUCUUACGAGCUUGCCUUUGACUUCUCUCAAUGUUGCAAACAACCAUUUCAGUGGAUGGCUACCUCCAGAACUUAAAGCGAUCCCUAAUUUUUUAUAUGGUGGAAAUUCAUUUGACAAUGGUCCUGCCCCCCCUCCGCCACCAUAUACGCCACCUCCUCCAGGUGGAUCAAUUACUAAUCGCACUCAUACUGGGUCAGAUGCACCUACCACACGAGGUUCUAAUGGUGAAUCAUCCCAUUCUAAUAAGGGGUUGACAGUUGGGGCUAUAGUUGGCAUAAUCCUGGGUUCCAUAGUCAUUGCUUUAGUUCUGCUACUACUUCUUGCCUUUUGCAUUCGAAAAAAUAAACGGAAGGACGCCGGUGCUAGAACUCCCAGGGGUAGUCUCUCGGUUGGAAGAAGUAAUGUAAAUACUGAGGUGCAAGAGCAGAGACUAAAAAGCACGGCUGCUGUUACAGAUCUGAAGCCCCCACCUGCAGAAAAUCUGAUGGUUGAGAGGCUACAAGAGAAAAACGGAUCUGUGGAGAGAAUAAAGUCACCCAUCACUGCUACAUCAUAUACUGUUGCCUCUCUCCAAAUGGCAACGAAUAGCUUUAGUCAAGAAUUUCUAGUUGGCGAAGGUUCCCUUGGUCGUGUUUACAAAGCAGAGUUCCCUAAUGGAAAGGUAAUGGCCAUUAAGAAGAUCGAUAGUGCAGCAAUUUCAUUACAGGAGGAAGAUAAUUUUCUUGAAGCUGUUUCAAAUAUUUCACGCUUGAGGCACCCAAGCAUUGUCACACUGGCUGGAUAUUGUGCAGAACAUGGACAGCGUCUUCUAGUUUAUGAGUAUAUAGGAAAUGGGAAUCUGCAUGACAUGCUCCAUUUCGCUGAAGAUAGCAGCAGGACCCUGACUUGGAAUGCCCGUGUUAGGGUAGCACUUGGCACUGCUCGAGCCUUAGAGUACUUGCAUGAAGUUUGCCUGCCAUCUGUUGUACAUAGAAACUUCAAGUCGGCAAACAUUUUACUUGAUGAAGAGCUUAAUCCCCAUUUGUCAGACUGUGGUUUGGCUGCUCCAAAUCCAAACACAGAGAGGCAGGUCUCAACUCAGAUGGUAGGUUCAUUUGGUUAUAGCGCACCUGAAUUUGCAUUGUCAGGGAUAUACACUGUAAAAAGUGAUGUGUACAGUUUUGGAGUGGUGAUGUUGGAGCUUUUGACUGGCAGAAAGCCACUGGACAGUUCAAGAGUGAGAUCAGAACAAUCACUUGUAAGAUGGGCUACUCCCCAACUCCACGAUAUAGAUGCCUUAGCAAAAAUGGUUGAUCCUGCCCUAGAUGGCAUAUAUCCUGCAAAGUCUCUCUCACGCUUUGCUGAUAUCAUUGCCCUCUGUGUUCAGCCGGAACCUGAGUUUCGGCCUCCCAUGUCUGAGGUUGUGCAAGCAUUGGUGAGGUUAGUGCAAAGGGCAAGUGUGGUCAGAAGGCGUUCGAGUGAUGAAUCUGGUUUUGCAUACAAGAUACCCGAGCUUGAGGCCAUCGACAUGCCGUUAUAAAAAUGGUGCGGCUGUUUUGGGCUUACAAACAGCGUUGAAGUUUUGUAUGAAGAUCAGAUCGGAUGUGUAAUUAUUUCCCCCCAAGCAUUUCUUUUAUCUCAAUUGAAGACUAUAUUUUGCAAAUUAAGAGUGUAUAUUUAGCUGGAAA
Messenger RNA from Juglans regia (Persian walnut), 2552 nucleotides. RefSeq names its product protein STRUBBELIG-RECEPTOR FAMILY 8-like. The record is from RefSeq and is a predicted model, not a curated record. The transcript is spliced from 16 exons. Lineage: Eukaryota; Viridiplantae; Streptophyta; Magnoliopsida; Fagales; Juglandaceae. Gene Ontology annotation, biological process: protein phosphorylation. The coding region runs from base 239 to 2404 and encodes 721 amino acids. Gene Ontology annotation, molecular function: ATP binding; protein binding; protein kinase activity.